Messenger RNA from Penicillium riverlandense, 396 nucleotides. RefSeq lists its product as uncharacterized. NCBI's taxonomy places the organism in Eukaryota, Fungi, Ascomycota, Eurotiomycetes, Eurotiales, Aspergillaceae. The record is from RefSeq and is a predicted model, not a curated record. The transcript has 2 exons. Bases 1 to 396 code for a protein of 131 amino acids.
AUGUGUGACCGCGCCCCAAGCGCCGCAUUGAGGGUUGGUUCCCCGCGUCUGGCGCCCGCGUCGCCGCUGCGAGGUCUCCUCGCCUCCCUCCGCCUGCGGCCCGCCCCCAAGCCCCCCCCCGCCAACUGGCGCUCGCCUCCCCCCCGGCGCACCACCCCGGCCCGUCACCCCUGGCAAGCCCCGCCAGGGGUCGACCGAGGCGCACCGCCGGCCGCGCGUCCGGGCCUAGAGGGUGCGACACCGCGGGACCUUCUGCCUGGCCCGCACUGUCACACCGCUGUCCCGCGAGAGCGCCCUCACCCACAGCACCACAGCCUGCGAUGGCCAGAUCCCGCUAGCCCGGACCGCCUAGCCCGGUUUGCCUCCUCUACAUAUCCACCGGCCCCAACUGGGUGA